AUGGCUUGCAAAAGACCCUUGGGGCCCGGCCCGGGUGCGUAUAAGCUACCGACAACCGUGGGUUUCCCCCAACACGACCCGUCUCGCUAUCGCAACCCGAUGUUCUCGUUCGGCACCAACGCCGGCUUCCGGCUGAAGCAGCUUGGGCCCGGGCCGGCGUACAGGAUCGACAGGAUCACGAGAGAGGGGCUCAUGUCGGCGCCUGCUUGGAGCUUUGGAGCGAGGUUCCCCGCCCGCCCCACCAUGCGCACCCCGGGGCCGGGCGCGCACGCCCCGGAGCGCUGCCCGCCCACGCGCGAGCCGCGCACCCCUCAGUACUCCAUGGGCGCGAGGCUCGGUUUCGCAGUCAAGCGGCCGGGCCCCGCGCCCAACGCCUACGCGCUGCAGAUGGGCCGCGGUUCCCCCGCCUACACGAUGGGCGCCAGGGUGGGCUUCAACCCUAAAGCUAAGUCCCCGGGGCCCGCUGUUUACUUCCUGCAAGACGCUGAUGUUUACAAAACUAGGGCGCCGCGCUACACGCUGGCGGCGCGCGCGCAGGGCGCCGGCCGCGCCACUCGCACGCCGGGCCCCGCCGCCUACCCGCCCGACCUCUACAACACCAAGAAGAAUCCCUAUGCAUACUCCUUCGGUACGAAGCACGGUGACUACGCGUGCCCCAUGAUAAUCAAAGAGGACACCAUGGAUUGCUUGUGAUGGGAAUACAAUGUGAAAUUUUCACCCUAAGAGCUAAUAAUAUAGCCACCAUAUGGAAUGUCAACAGAGCUAGAUCUAGCAAUGGAAGUGAUUAAAUGUGGCAAUACUGGGUAAACCAACAAAAUAUUCUUCCAAACGAGAGGUAAAGGGUUGCAUGCAUCUGAAGAAUUAUCUAAAAUUAGAACAUAACAAUGAUAAAAUUUUAAGUAAAUUUUUUCGUCUUUGG
Messenger RNA from Melitaea cinxia (Glanville fritillary), 919 nucleotides. Its product is annotated as outer dense fiber protein 3B-like. The transcript is spliced from 5 exons. The record is from RefSeq and is a predicted model, not a curated record. The coding region runs from base 1 to 693 and encodes 230 amino acids. NCBI's taxonomy places the organism in Eukaryota, Metazoa, Arthropoda, Insecta, Lepidoptera, Nymphalidae. Gene Ontology annotation, cellular component: cytoskeleton.